CGUGAUUCGGAUCAUUCCUAGUCGUGAAUAUUUCUCUGGAGUUCGUGGGCCGUGUCGGAUGUAUCUGUAAAAAAAGAAUAAAAUCUAAUUUGGAAAGUUAUAUCCAGAGAAUUGAGGUUAAGUAGUAAUACUUAGUUCGCGCGUGAAUAGUGUAAAAUCGUUAAAUAGCUCGUUUCAAAUUUGUGUUCACUCAUUUUCAAAAGAAAAAAUGCCAAAAAAGUCGAAUAAAUCGUGGGGUGGCCGCAAUAUUCGAGGAAAUGAAGACAAAAGUUACUUCGGCCAUGAUGAUCGUGUUGGAAAGAAUAAUGGUGGAUCUCAUGUCGGUCCCAUCAAGCAUCGUGUAUCAUUUAAAACUCAUAGGCCGAUUAAUAGAGAAAUACCACGUAAUUUGGCAUUAGCAAAUUUUGAUGAAGAUAUUCCAAUGACUGGUACCUCGAACAACAAUACAAGACAAGUAGUCAUUAAUCCAAGAGACAGAGAUCAUGGUGACAGGGCUUGGCGAACCAUUUCUCGGGGAAGAAAUAGCCCUAUGCCAAACAGGAACUUUAAAGGCCAAUCUAGAUUGCGACCUGUUCCAAUGGUAGAUUCCAACUGUUAUAAAAUUAUUAUACCAUAUGGUCACAAAUAUGAAAAGGAUUAUAUUGUAAGGACUUUAAUGAAUUAUAUGGCACCCGAAGUAUUUGUUCCCAUAAUGUAUAAGAUAAUGGGAAAUGAUGCUAAUUUCUAUGUGGACAAUCAUAAGACGGCAAAUGCAUUAUUAAAUUGUGACCGUAAGAUUACAAUGACUGAUGGGUUUAAACUGCAAGUAAAAGUAAAACCUGAGCAGCACAAAGGAUUUCCAUUAUGUGAGAUUGAUGAUAAAUUGAAGGAACGAUUGAAACAAGCAAUGGUAAAGAGAUAUGUGCAAGAGACAAAUGCUUUAGAUUUGUCUAAAUUCCAUCUUGAUCCAGAUCUUGUCUCUGAUUACUUUUGUGCAUUGUUUCAUCCUAUUAUAUUAAUGACUGUGUUAGAUAUUGUGGCUGAACACAUACCAAACUUGGAAGCUUUAAAUUUAGAAAGCAACAAGUUAUAUAAUAUCGAGAGACUUAGCGUGCUAAGUAAGAAACUGUCGAAAUUAAAAAUUUUGUACAUUGGUGAAAACAAGAUCAGGGACAUUCAUCAGCUCGAUUUCAUCAAGGAUCUGAAACUCAACGAAUUGAAAUUAACUGGGAAUCCUAUGUGUAACAAGUAUAAAUCUCGACAAAGUGAUUACGUUAGUGAUGUCCGGAAACGAUUUCCAAAACUGCUGCAUUUAGACGGCAUAGAAUUACCGCGACCGAUUGUCUUUGAUGUGGUCGACGAAGUUACCAAAAUUCUUCCAUCACAAAGAAUGUUUGUUACCGAUGCUAAAGCACAAGAAAUUGCGAGCCAUUUUCUGCAACAAUAUUUUACGAUAUUCGAUAGCGAGAAUCGUCAACCCCUACUUGACGCUUACGAUGAACAUGCUUGCUUUAGCAUGACAAUAACGAGUACUUACAAUAACAAGUUAAAUGGAUAUCUCAUGGAAAAUCGUAAUUUGUUCAGAAUAAAUGAUACAAUCAAAAGACAGAAAUUAUUAAAGCAGGGUAGAUUGCCUGUAGUCUCUUUUAUAUCAGAAAUGCCACGAACAAGACAUCUGCUAAAUACUUUUACUAUGGACAUUUCUCUUGCUACACAAACAAUGAUGUUUAUCACGAUAACGGGCUAUUUCCAAGAAGUUAAUAACAAAGAUGAACCUAUCCGCCACUUCAAUCGGACAUUCAUAAUCGUUCCAGAGGGUGAUGGAUAUUGCAUUCGGAACGAGCAGUUGCACAUUAGUCAACCGCCUGAGGCGCAAUUGAAGCAACUGCAUCAACAGUUAAAUCAACAGUUAAAUAAUCAGCAAACCCAGCCAGAGACGCCGGCGUUAGUAUCCGCAGAAAUAACAAAGCCUAUGACAACAGAACCCAGUGACGAUAUAAAACAGCAGAUGACAAUGACGUUAAGCCAACAAACAACUAUGAAUUUGGAAUGGAGCUUAAAGUGUUUACAAGAAACACAAUGGAACUACAACAAUGCACUCUCUGCCUUUCAAGAAUUUUAUAAACGUGGACAGGUACCAUCAGAAGCGUUUACAAAGUAAACAUACAGUAAGUAAAAAAAUUAUCAUAACUGUGAUAAUAUUUUGUAAGAAAAUUUUCAGAGAGCUAAUUUUUCUUGUAAAGCUUCAAACUUCAUUCCUAUUCAUUCCAUUUAUAUUCACCGAUUUUUUUUCAUGAUACUUAUUUGUACCUUGUGUCAAAACCUGAAUAGAGAAAACAUCUAGAUAUUUAGAUAUUUGUUGCUUGUCGAUUUUGUAUCUCAUACAAAACAUAAUUAUUAAUUUUGCAAAGAAAAGUGAUAAAAAAGAAAAUAUAUUAAUUGCAUUAAUAUAAUUUCUUUAAAAAAAUAUGAAAAUUUCUGUAGCUAAAAAUAAGGCAAACCCCUAUGAUUCAUUUUAUUUAAAACUAAAUUUAUAAAAAUGCACAUAAUACAUUGAUGUUAAAAAUCACAUACAGUCUCAUAUGUAGAAAUGAUCAUAUUGGUUCUUUUAUAUUGUGAUUUUUAACAAAUUCCUAUUAAUAUAUACUGUAUACUAUUUGAUAGCAUGCAAUGAAAAUUAGUAUUAAAUUACUUUUGAAAAUAAUUUAUAUAUCAUGGUUUUUCUUUUUUUGAAAAUAAACUUAAUAAAAUACCUUAUAAUAGAAGAACAAUAUUAUUUGAAAUAUAAAAUAAAAAUAUAUGUUAAUAUUACAGUAAAAUAUAAAUUUUUCGAUAUGUAUGAUGAUGUCAUUUAAAUCAUUGUAUAUUGUGAAGUAUUAUUAGAAAAGUGACAAACUGAAUAUUCUCAAAAAUUAUUUGUUUUUUUAGCUAUUUGUAUAUAUUUCAUUGGUGCUAUUAAUAAUAAUAAAUAUACAAUGACAUUAAAACAUUAAUAAAUAUACAAUGUAUGUUUUGAAACAAAUAAGUGCAUUUUAUAAAUCAAAUUCCUAAUAUAUUGCUUAACAUGGAAAAACAAGUACUAUGUUAUACAUAACAAAUAAUACUUUAUUACAAAUCUCUGACUUUCAGGUUUUGAUGCGUGAUAAAAUUGAUGAAAAAAAUUUAGUUAUAUCUAUCUAUAGGGAAAAA
Pogonomyrmex barbatus (red harvester ant) is the source of this 3168-nucleotide messenger RNA. RefSeq names its product nuclear RNA export factor 1. The record is from RefSeq and is a predicted model, not a curated record. Gene Ontology annotation, biological process: poly(A)+ mRNA export from nucleus. Gene Ontology annotation, molecular function: RNA binding; protein binding. NCBI's taxonomy places the organism in Eukaryota, Metazoa, Arthropoda, Insecta, Hymenoptera, Formicidae. Gene Ontology annotation, cellular component: cytoplasm; nucleus.